Molecule: messenger RNA, 1030 nt
Organism: Trichoderma harzianum CBS 226.95
Lineage: Eukaryota; Fungi; Ascomycota; Sordariomycetes; Hypocreales; Hypocreaceae
Product: carbohydrate esterase family 3 protein
Exons: 2
Coding region: 151-918 (255 amino acids)
Molecular function (GO): phosphatidylcholine lysophospholipase A1 activity
Source: RefSeq, a predicted model, not a curated record
CGUUAUUCGCGCUGGGAGAGAAAAAGUCACGCCUAUUACAUUUGAGGAAGUUAUCCAAGAGAAUUCUAUUGUUCUUGUCUCUUUUUUUGCUUGUAUAGUGGGCUUUAAAAGUGCUGACUUCGCCGCUGUCUUCUCCCCAACAGCCCCAACAUGAGACCCUAUAGGCAUUGCAUUCGAGCCUCUGCCAAUGUCAUAUUAUCGAUCGCACACCGUCGGAUGCUAUUGCCUAUAGCAUAUCCUGGAGAUCCAUUUCGCGCUUAUUGCUCUGGUCAACUACCUAGCAGCAAUGCGUCAAUUCACACAAUGCGCCUGAUGCCACUUGGAGGCUCGAUUACAUAUGGAGUUGAGUCCUCCGAUAAAAAUGGCUACAGAAAAUAUCUACAGGAUAUGCUUAUCGCAGACGGAAAUAAUGUUACCAUGGUUGGAUCGCGAAGCGCUGGUUCCAUGAGCAACAAUGAUCAUGAGGGUUGGCGGGGCUUUAGAAUUGAUCAGAUAGAGAGCAAAGCCAAGAACUCUGUUCAACAUCUCAUGCCGAAUCUUAUUACGAUCAAUGCAGGCUCCAAUGACUGCAUCCAAGAUUUCGAUAUUGAGCGUAUUGGUAAACGAAUGGGCAAUAUGCUUGAUGUUAUUUGGGCUGCAUCUCCAAAUUCAACUAUUAUUCUAUCUAAUCUGAUACUCAGCCUGGACACUGAGGUUGAGCCGCGCAUAAAAUGGGCCAACGAUCAAUUCCGGGGCAUAGCACUCUCGAAGCAGAGUGAAGGAAGAAGGAUCGUCUUUGCCGAUAUGCAUAGUCAAUGGGGACCAAAAGAAAUUGACAUAAGCGAUGGGACCCAUCCAAAUGAUCAAGGAUAUUAUAAAAUGGCCAAAAUCUGGUACAAGGGUGUUCUAGAAGCCAUAGCAAAAGGGUUUAUCUCUUAACCUGAUAGUAACUUAGAUGAUCUGGAUGUAUUGAACUAAAACUGUUUACUUUAUGGACCAAUUAUUGCAACUCAAGACUCGUUUUAUAGCAACGCAGAAUUCACUAUAGAGA